Messenger RNA from Doryrhamphus excisus (bluestripe pipefish), 4159 nucleotides. The record is from RefSeq and is a predicted model, not a curated record. NCBI's taxonomy places the organism in Eukaryota, Metazoa, Chordata, Actinopteri, Syngnathiformes, Syngnathidae.
GAAAUAUGGAGGUGGGGAGGCGGCGAAAAAGACGGUAUGAAGGUCUUCAAAGACGGCAUCAACCAUGUUUACCGUCUGUCGUCAUUGGGGAACUUGAAAUGGCAACGCUAACGGCGCUAACCCGGCGGCAGAGACUACCGCGUGGAGACGCUCUGACAGAGGGAACAUCUUGUCUCUUGUUCAUGAAUAAUUGACUUAGCAAAGAUUUCAACCUAAAUGACAAAUCACAGAAUCAAAGAAUGUGUAACUGUUGUUAAAACGUCCUGUUCUAAAGGACUCACCAGGGGAGAGAGGUCUUAGUCUAUUUUACAGUGUCGCAGUACAUGUUGGCACUCGUGUUGAACCUCAGCACCCCCGGUGCUGGCAGCACUCGUGCAGCCCUGCACCUGCAAGACACAAUUAUUUGUUAUGUCCAAGUUUUUUUAUGCUUCUAAGUACAAAAAUAUUUAAUUUAUUAUCACUGAAUUUUAUAAAACAGAAAUUCAUUUAUCACAGUCAAGUCUGAACUGCUGACCUCUCAAUGCAGAGGAGCAGUGAGUUUUUUCACCUGGAUGAUAGUCAUUCUUAUUUCUAAGGGAAAGCUUAGCCAACCUCGGGAGAAAAGUCAUUUUGACCCACCAUCUUGUACUCAGUAUUCAUGACGAUAGGUUAUUAAUUUGUUUAUUUAAAAAAAAAAAACAGUAAAGUUAAAAAGUGUCAGUAUCGGCGAUGCUGGCCCUGGAUUUCCCUGGUGGUGGAUCCACAUUAAAAUUUUUCAGUCUGACUUUUUUAAUCCCUUCUAUGAAAACAUUUACCAGUAAAAAAAAAAAAAAAAAAACUGAAAUCCUGCUCCGACACCAUAAACCCUCCCACUUGACAUCACACAAAAGGACGCACUCCCAGGCAGCAAAGUCUCCUCCACUCUCUACUGCAAGAGAAGACACACAUUUCAGGCGUUUCAUCAUGGCUGCAAGAGGAGGUUUUUCUCUCCUUAUUGUUUCCUGCUCAGCCUUGGUGUUGAUCAAGUCCUGCAACGCUCAGCCGGAAUGGAUGAACUCGGACACGAUGCAUCCUCACAAAGGAAAAGCAGCACUGGAUUCCUUCGAUUCGUACCCACCAGAAACGAUGUGCGCCACGUUCCGCUCGGCCAACUUCACAUCCAAGCUGAAGAAGAGCAACAUGGCGCCCAGCUCGGCCAGGAAGCUGCUGCAAAAAAUGAAAGCGUGCUACGCCGGAACGCAGGAGUUUGUGGAAGACGUGCAACAGCUCGGAUCAUUGGCUUGUUACUUUAACGACACUUCCGCCUUGACCCCUGAACUCAAUCAGCAAGUUCUGGCCCUGUUUGCUCAAUGCUACAACCCGUUGGCCACGGUGCAAAAGACGCUCGUUCUCAAGAAUGUGUUUUCAAACACCAACUGGACCACGUCUGAUGUGCUGCGCGUGCUCGGCGUCACCGUUAGCUUGCUGUCGCCCAUACCGCUGGAUAACAUCUCUAGCACCGAUCUCCAAGAGGCGCUGACAAACCUGACGUCGUCUGACGUCCAGUUGACGACCAGGCAGCAGCGCAGCGUCGUCACCAAAGUACUGGGUGAUGAGAAGUGUCCAGAGGUUUCCAGUCAGCAGCUGCUCCAGCUGGCUCCGGUGGUAAAAGGAGUUCCACGCCAUGUUCUGCAGAGUACGAAAGCUUGGGAGUCGCUGGCAGACGUGGAGGUUCUGAGGAACAUCUCCAUGGGGAUGAGCAGGGGUCAGCGAAAGGCCGUGCUGCUAGAGCUGCUGAAGAAGAGGAGCGCUUCGGAGCUGGUGCGCCAGCUGCCGGGGUCUUUGCUGCGCAGCAUGUCUGUGGAGAACCUGGAUGAAGCGGACAUCACCUCCUUCCAGGAAGUGAGGGGGGAACGCCUGAGUCGCCCACAGGCUGCUUUUCUGGCUAAAAAGCUUUUCAAGGGAAACGAGUCGCUCUUCUGGAGGACGUCCCUCCUUCAGGGCGUUACCUGCCAGAUGAUUGACAAAGUUGCUGACACAACCCUGCAAGACAUGGCUCAGGCCGUAGAGAAGACGCCAUGGUGGCUCUCCCAAGCACAGGUUGGAUGUGCAGCCAGGAAAUACUUGGCAACAUUGAGGAAAGAGCAUCCGGACUACUUCCAGGUCAUCACGGAGGAGCAGCUGAACAGCAUCCCGACGAGUCUAUUCAUCCACCUGCCGCCUCGGGAAUUGAACCAUCUGCCUGACUCAGUUUGCCAAGCCUUUCUGGACAAAAUGCAAACAGCCGACCUCAGCUCACUGCCUCGGCGAUCUCCGUCUCGACCGGCUCUGCUCCAGAAAGCACUGCUCUGCCUGACCAAGGAGAACACGUCAUCGCUACUGACCAUGGACGAUGUUUCCCGACUCGGACCGCUUAUAUGCGAGCUGGAAGCCUCCACGCUUUCCAGCCUCGUAGACGCCGACAGCCUCAACUCCAGCCUCCACGCCAUGGCCGCCUGCCCACAGCUUCCUCUGUGGAACAGCGAGGCCCUGAUGGAGCUCGUCACAGACAACUUUGGGGAUCCAUCUGAUUGGUCACAGGAGACGAUGGAGUCUUUGGGUCCACUCUUGGUUUUGAACGAGACCACUCUGCUGGCGCUGCCCUUCAAGCCGUGGAUCACGGAGGUCUUCUACUUCCUGAGGACGAGACACCAAGCAGAAGCUCUGAGGAGGAAAUUCUUCAACAUCAUCACAUCCAAACGGGAGCAGGGACGCCGAAGGAGAACAGCCAACGCUGGGACUCGCCGUUGGAGCGGGAACAAACCAACGGUGGCGGCCAUAGCGGCGCUGGGAAAGGACAACGUGUUCUGGUCGGCCGAUCAGCUGGACGCGAUGCCGUCAGACACUUUCCUUGUUGCCAUGGAAACACUCGGCACCAUCCCUGACUACGACUCGGAGCAGCUGCGUGUGCUCAGCAAAAAGGCAACGGAGGUCCUGGGUCCAGCGUCCCAGAUGAACGAGAGCGUUGUGGCACAGAUGGGAUGCAUCGCUCAGGGAUUCUCCAAUUCCGACCUGGAGAGGAUGGCCUUCUCCUUGGACACGCUGGAGGAAAUCGGACGCUGCGGCUGGAAGACGACACAGCUGAAUCCGGUUUGGCGAAGCGUGGCUAAACGCAACAAUCUGGCGGCUCGGCGGCUGGACGCGUCACACAUGGUGGCUCUGAACCGGUUCAUGUGCGGCCUGAGCGCCGACGAGAUCUCCCGGCUGGAUCUCCGUGCUUUCAGGGACGCCGUCGGCGGCAUCAACGACAUCCGCUGCUCUCUCAAAGUCGCCCAACGGUUUAAAAAGCCGCUCGUGUCCGCCUUUGGAGACCCCGGCAGCUGGACGGCGGCGACCGUCUCCGAAGUGGGCAACAUGAUCGGUAGGAAGUCCCGCCCACCUUUGUCUUGUGAUGUUUACAUUCUUAGGAACGGCUCGGGUUGUCCCUCAGCUGGCUUGCACGCACGCGACCUCAAAUCCAUGGACGCAUCCGUCUUCAUGUUUCUUCGUGAGAGCUGCGUUCCGCUCCUUCAUCCGACUACGAUAGCCGGACUCUCUGCCGACCAGCUGAGCGCCCUCGGCCCCGACAACGCAGCCAAGGUCACGCGCGGACAGCGAGCCGCUCUUUCACGUGUGCAACUGGACGCCCUGGAGAGGGCCGAGAUGGGGGAAGGUCCAAAUCCUGCAAGUCAGGAGCUCCGUCAUUGACCACCGAGGGGACGUCGGUCCUUGGCAAGCUUCUGGUUCUCCUGGUUGGCUUCCUGCUGCUGUGACGACCUGCAGACAUCACUGAGAGACUGGCUACAUUUCUUAAAAGAUCAAAUAUAACUGAAUGUUCUGAACUCCUGUUUCCAUGCCACCAGCUGGACUUGUGCCACAGCAAGAGUCAGCAGCACUUGAAUAGCGCCUCUGCUGGUUGCAGCCAAGCAGUGCACUUCAAAACACCUGAAAGAAUGAUUUUCUUUAUCUGAACGUUGGCGCCAUCUAGCGUUGGAACACGGAAUCUCACUUACUGUUAAUAAACACCACAAAUUAAUUGCAUGACAAUCUAUCACUUUAUUUUUUUUUUUGUUCGAACACCAUCAACACCUUGCUAAAUUUUUGAUUGAUCUCCUGAGAAGAUAACCACAAGCGCACAUAAAUCACUCAAUAAUAAUAAUAAUAAUAAUAAUAAUAAUAAUAA